Molecule: messenger RNA, 1368 nt
Organism: Penicillium subrubescens
Lineage: Eukaryota; Fungi; Ascomycota; Eurotiomycetes; Eurotiales; Aspergillaceae
Product: putative BAP31 domain protein
Exons: 4
Coding region: 249-890 (213 amino acids)
Biological process (GO): endoplasmic reticulum to Golgi vesicle-mediated transport; intracellular protein transport
Cellular component (GO): endoplasmic reticulum membrane; endoplasmic reticulum
Source: RefSeq, a predicted model, not a curated record
CCUCGAUCCUGCACCUCCACCUGCUGGUUUCCAAUUUUCUGCUGCUGCCCAAUCUGAACACGUCUACCUCUUGAUACUCGUAUUUUGUUUUAUCUCCUAGCUCCUCCCGCUCAACGCAAUCUACCUGCUGGUGUUUGUUUACACUCUAGCCAGCUCACUCCGAAGCUCUCCAGGCAACCCCCACCCCCUUUUGACAGGCACAAACCUUUGAUCCCGCGUCUCCUGCUACUCAAAUAAACGUCGACAAGAUGACUCUUUACUACAGCCUUGUCUUCCUUCUCCUGGUGUUCGAGAUGGCGGUCUUCCUGGCGCUCAUCAUCCCUCUUCCAUUCACCAUCAAGCGGAAGCUCUUCGCUUUCGUUUCCGAAAGUCCGAUCAUAGCAAAGCUACAGUAUGGCUUGAAGAUUACAUUCAUCUUCAUCCUCAUCCUGUUCAUUGACAGCGUGAACCGGGUGUACCGGGUGCAGCAGGAGCUGGCUGCCUUUGCCAAGGAUGGUUCUGCAGUCAGUGCCGCCCACCUCGGUACCGACCGCAUGGAGGUGCAGGCCCGCAAGUUCUACUCCCAGCGUAACAUGUACCUAUGCGGCUUCACCCUCUUCCUCUCCCUGAUUCUCAACCGCACCUACAUCAUGAUCCUGGAGGUUCUCCGCCUUGAGGACCGUGUCAAGCUGCUCGAGGGUGACAAGAAGGCCGGCGGCAAGGACUCUGCCCGUAUCGCCGAGGCUGGCUCCGUUGGUGAGAUUGGCUCCCUGAAGAAGCAGCUGGCAGAGAAGGAGCGCGAUAUCGAGACCCUCAAGAAGCAGUGCGAGGGUCUGACUCGCGAGUACCACAAGCUCGGCGAUGAGGUCUCCUCUGGCAAGAGCGAGAAGACCGUGAAGAAGGACCUGUAAAGUGUCCGCCUGGCUGUCUGGUUCUGGAGACCCAGUUCGGCUGCUAUGUGUACUUUCAGCCUCUUCCUAUGGCGCUGAUUUCUAGCACUUGAAACUUCAAAGUACUCCCACUCGUGUCGAAUGCCUGCCAAUUGGUCACAGGCAGGCUGAAUCUGCUCUCCUUGUCAACACACCUUCGCACGCCAUACUGCUCCUCCUUUACACCGAUCGAAAGCAGUCCAUAAAUAUCUCUCCCAGAACUCCUAAAGACUUUCUGCCACCUUGAGAGGCACCACCUACAGAAAUUAGCCCUGAGGAAACGAUGCUUUUGCAUCGUUGUCCCCAUUAUUGACACUAUGUUACCUGGGUGUUGGAAGGACGGAGUCACUGUUCAUGUGCUUGUUUUAGAAGCGCUCCUCCUGUUAGUCUACGCUUGAUUUUUUUUUUAUCUUGGGACCAGGAUUAUCUUGCAUGAUGAAGAUAGGGACUUUAUUCUGGG